Bombus pyrosoma is the source of this 1921-nucleotide messenger RNA. RefSeq names its product gamma-gliadin-like. The record is from RefSeq and is a predicted model, not a curated record. The transcript is spliced from 2 exons. Lineage: Eukaryota; Metazoa; Arthropoda; Insecta; Hymenoptera; Apidae. The coding region runs from base 1033 to 1860 and encodes 275 amino acids.
CCUUUGAUCUGUUAUAUACAUUAAUAAAACCAGAAAGAAACUAAAUAACUGAGAAAGCCUAGUGAAGAAUCGUCCAUUUUGUCUGUAAAUAAUAUAAUAAAAAAUGAAUAAAAUAAUUAACAAUGUAACUAGAGGAUUUUGUGUUUGGCUUAAAUUGUAAAAAUACAUCGAUCAAUCGUUCAACGUUCAAAACGACAGUCAAUCGUUUAAAGCUUCUACAGUCAUAACAAUAAAUUUAUGAAUUUUAUCAUCGUGAAACAUACUGUCCCGGUAAUUUAAUAUAGUACCAAGAUAGUUAUUUUUAUGUUCAAGAUUUGCAAAAUUUUUCUCUGCAAUUCCGUGAAAGAUACCGAGUUAAUGUUCCUUUCCAGCAAAAGUUCGACUUUUUUGUUCUGGAAGGUCUAACCUUCAAGUAGAUUAAGUAGACGUUGUUUCAAAGAAACUAACCAACACCCCAUCACUUACACCUACACGAGUCAUUUAUUACACAUUGCUAGUCACUAACGCUAUUUUAAAGCUAUGAAUUUAGAAAAGAUUCCAAUUUGCAAAAAUAGAGAAAUUGCACAAAACUGUAGAUAUUUGAAAAGAUUGUAAAAUGUGAAGUAAUUGAAUAAAUUUAAGAAAUUAAAGAAACGAAAGGCUCUAAAGAAACUUAGAGAGUUAAAGAAACUGAAGAAAUUGGAGAAAUUAUCUUCUCUUUGUGUCUUGUAUUUCCCAAAAUAUCGUAUAACUUGCAUAUUGCCGCAUACUUUAUAAAAUGCUUGUAAAGCAACUUGAUAUAAGAAAUUCUCUAUCCUGGUAAAUUUCGCGGAACCGUUUCACGCAUGGUAACACGCCGACAAACCAAUAAUCCACUAUCGCGUCAACAAAGUGGCUCAAUACCUUCAAAUUACGCUCACUCAGCAUCAUUGCGUAUAUACGCGUGCUUCCUAAACAAAACCAGGUCACUGUAUUCCACCAAAUCCCUAUAAAAACCGAGCUCCUCAUCAGGAUCCUCACAGUUCAACUUCGAAGAACAAUCCAACUAAAAAAAUGAAUUCCAACGUUGUCUUCUUUCUCUUCUUCUUGGGUCUGUCUCUGACCCAGGCAGUUCCAACGAACAUCAAGGAGAAAUCACUGGACGAGGGUCAUAAUCUGAAGAUCGAGAAGACAGAAGAAAACGACGACCAGGCUAGAUCCAAAAAAUCAGUCAUCUGUCUGGAUUCAGGUAGCAUGGUGUCUCAAGCACAAAGUUAUAACAUCCAAGCUGCUCCUCAGCCUGUUCAAACAUUGAACAUUCAGCAAGUACCCCAACGAAUGCAAACACUUAAUAUCCAAGCUGUUCCUCAACCAGUUCAAACAUUCAGCAUCCAACCUGCUCCUCAGCCAGUUCAAACCUUCAACGUGAUUCAACCUCCUGCUCAAACUUCCUUGAAAUUCAUCCAACCGCCUCAACCUUGUCCACCUUCUCAAACCAACGUCAACAUCAUCCAACCACCAAAAGAAGAGAAACCUGUGAAACCAGUGGUUGAAACUAUUAUCAAAGAGAAGAUUGUGAAGCCUGAACCUAAACCAGAGAAGAUCGUGGCUCCUAAAAUAGAGAAAGAGCCUGUCAGGCCUGUGUACGAGGAACACCAAAUGGUGAUGGUUCCCACCAAGCCUGUUAUGAUGAUUACUGAACCUGAACCUGUGGCCACUUAUGUCAAGGUACCUCAGUGUCAACAAUGUCAACAGAGUAUUAUGCAGUGCAGCUGCACUAAACAGCAAGUUCCUACUUUGAGCUCGGCUAUCUUCAUGGAGCCUGCUAUGAGAAUUUAUAAGGAGAAAAGUAUGGGCCGCCAUAUGGUUCCCAUGACCCAUCGAAUGCAUCAUCAUAUGUGAUCUGUGCACCUAGAAGAAGAGGUCACCAGACCUGGACCUAGGGUAGUUAAGAAGAUCAAAA